Messenger RNA from Penicillium griseofulvum, 633 nucleotides. RefSeq names its product putative glutamine-serine rich protein MS8. The transcript is spliced from 3 exons. The record is from RefSeq and is a predicted model, not a curated record. The coding region runs from base 1 to 633 and encodes 210 amino acids. Lineage: Eukaryota; Fungi; Ascomycota; Eurotiomycetes; Eurotiales; Aspergillaceae.
AUGUCGUACGGUGGACCCCCGCAAAACCAAUACGGCGGCGGUGCCGGUUACUAUGACCAGCAAGGCCAAGGAUACCCCCCUCAGGGUCAUUCUCCUCAACCACAGCAAGGCUAUUACCCACCAGAGGGCCAGCAGGCUUACGGCCAGCCUCAGUAUGGUCAGCCCCAAUAUGGCCAGCACCCAGGACCUUAUGAUCAACAUGGUGGCCAGGGCUACCCCCCACAGCCCCAGCAGGGCCAGUACCCUCCCCAUGAUCGCGGCCACUCGCCCUAUCCUCCCCAGCAACAGCAGUACCCGCAAGGUGGUGGUGCGAGCUCCGAGUACUAUGGCGGCGCACCCCCGUACCAGCAACAGCCAGGACAGCCUGGUCCUGUAGGACAGGAGGGCGACAGGGGCCUCGGGUCUACGCUGCUCGGUGGCGCGGCUGGUGGUUUCAUGGGUAACAAGCUUGGCCAUGGCAUGCUCGGUACUGCGGGCGGUGCUGUUCUGGGUGCUGUUGGUAUGAACAUGGCAACUAAUAAGCUUGGGAAGGAGGCUAAGAAGCACAAGAAAGAUAAGAAGCAUAAAAAGGACAAGAAGCACAAGAAGAAGGGCUCGAGCUCGAGCUCCAGUUCCUCGUCUGAUAGCGACUAG